Cynara cardunculus var. scolymus (artichoke) is the source of this 619-nucleotide messenger RNA. Its product is annotated as homeobox-leucine zipper protein ATHB-52-like. The record is from RefSeq and is a predicted model, not a curated record. Gene Ontology annotation, molecular function: sequence-specific DNA binding; DNA-binding transcription factor activity, RNA polymerase II-specific. Gene Ontology annotation, biological process: positive regulation of DNA-templated transcription. Gene Ontology annotation, cellular component: nucleus. Bases 40 to 537 code for a protein of 165 amino acids. Lineage: Eukaryota; Viridiplantae; Streptophyta; Magnoliopsida; Asterales; Asteraceae. The transcript has a single exon.
CAUACAUCUAUCUACCCCUCAAAUUACACCCCCAAAAAUAUGGAACAAUUUCCAGCACCCAAAAAGCACCCACAAAAAACCAACAAGAAAAGGCUUACAAAUGAACAAGUAAAGCUCCUAGAAACCAGUUUCAACUUCAACAACAAGCUCGAUUCGACUCGCAAGAGUCAACUCGCUCAAGAACUCGGCGUCCCGGCUCGGCAAAUCGCCAUUUGGUACCAAAACAAACGAGCCCGAUGGAGGAACCAGAGCCUGGAGACGGAACACAAGGUGCUGCAACAUCGGCUCGAACGUGUUUCAAGCGACAAAAACCGGCUCGAAAGAGAGGUCGAGCGGCUGAAAACCGAGUUGGCAAAGGCUAAAGAUUUGUUGGUUUCAUCCAAAACGAUGAAUUACGCCUCUUUACCGUCUUUUUCUAGCUCAUGCGAUGAAGUUGGAAGCUCGAGCUUGCUUGGUGAUCAUGGCGAUUUCUACGUUUGCUUUGAUGAUCAUCAAUUCGAUCAUAAAUCCGAUGGUCAUGAUUUUUUUGCUAGGUGAUCUAAGUCUCGAUAUAUCGAUUUGUAAUUAAGCUCGUUUAUGCCUUUUGGAACGAAUAAAAGUCUUUGCUUUUCGAUAAGAA